AUGCCAGUCUGUGAUGGCUGUGGUUGCACAUUUAGUGAGAGUGGGUACUCACGUCACCUUGCACAAACCAGGAAUUCUGCCUGUGUUAGCAUCUACGAGGACAUGCACAACUACAUGCCUAGCAGUCCAGGUCACUCACCACAGCCCACCAAUGAUGAUGGGCUGCACAAUGAUGAUGGGCCGCACCUAUUUGAAGGUGAUUUUUUCAAUACUACACCGGACGACCUUGAAUGGCCUGUAGACGAUGAAGAUGAUGUUGAGGUGGUGGGUGAUGACGAUGAAGAUGAGGAAAUUGAGGGCGAAGGUGGAGUGGCUGAACAAGAGACAGAUUGGGAACCUCCUAGUAUGCGAAGUGCCGAAGAACCGGAGAUGAAUGAGAAUAUUCCCAUGGAUGAACAAGGCAAUGCUGAUGACGACGUUGAUGGCCAACGCACUCGUCGUCACGAAGCCGAACUUCCUCUGGACCAUCACCCUCAUAUUGCAACCUUUCCGCUUCGCACUGCUGGAGCCACGAUUAAUGAAAUUGUUAGUGAGCAAAAUGGAUAUCAGUCGUAUGGUGAAAAGAUGAGUGAAGAUGGAAUUAGCUGUGUCUGGGCCCUGUUCACCUCACAUAUUGACUAUGAAGUCGCCCGGUGGGCCAAGCUGAGGGGGCAAGGUUCGACUGCCUUCUCAGAUCUACUUAACAUUGACGGUGUUUGCGAACGGCUUGGCCUCUCUUACAGGAAUUCUCGUGAGCUAAACCACAUUAUCGACAGCAAAAUCCCUGCCCACCGUCCUCGUUUUAGGCGCCAGGAGAUCCUGGUUGCUGGCGAGGCCUUUGAUGUAUACUUUCGGGAUAUCCUACAAUGCAUCAAGGCACUGUUCGGAGAUCCGGAACUUGCACCUCACCUGGUAUUCGCCCCCGAACGACACUAUUCCGAUGAGGACAAGACUCAGAGGAUAUAUCAUGAUAUGUAUACAGGCAAUUGGUGGUGGCAUACGCAGAUACUUGUCGGUUAUCUUCCCACAACAAAGCUGGAGCACAUCACCAACAAAGCAGCACGGCGUUGUUGUCUUGCGAAUCUUUUUCACGCAUGUGUCCGUCACAUUGUUGAGCCACUCAUUGUGCCAGGCAAGGAUGGGAUGUCAAUAGCCAGCGGCGAUGGAGUCCUUCGUCGUGGUCACCCUCUUUUGGCCUGUUAUAUUGGAGAUUACCCAGAGCAACUCUUGGUGACUGGGAUGAAGACUGGAGAGUGUCCGAAAUGUGAUAUACCUUCGACGGAGCUUGGGAGCAAAGAUCUACCUUUUGAGAUGCGUGAUUUGGAUCAAAUCUUACAUGCACUCGCUCUCGUCGAUGAAGAUCCGACUCAAUUCACCAAGGCUUGUCGAGAUGCAGGAAUAAAACCACUUUAUCAUCCUUUCUGGGAGGGACUCCCGCACUGUAAUAUAUAUAAUGCAAUCACUCCCGACGUUCUCCACCAGAUAUAUCAAGGCCUUGUCAAACACCUUAUCUCUUGGAUCAAAUCAGCUUACGGCGAGGCCGAAAUUGAUGCGCGGUGCAAACGUUUGCCUCCGAAUCACAAUAUCCGCCUAUUUAUGAAAGGUAUAUCAGUUUUGUCGCGAGUAAGCGGUACGGAGCACCAGCAAAUAUGCCGCUUUCUUCUGGGCCUAAUCAUCGACAUCCGUUUGCCUGAUGGGGCAUCCCCUGUUAGACUGAUUCGCGCAGUUCGAGGCCUCCUCGACUUCUUAUAUCUCGCGCAGUACCCAUGUCAUUCGGAUCUGACAUUAGAGCUUCUGAGUGGUGCACUCAACCGAUUUCACGACAACAAGUCUAUCUUCGUGGAUCUAGGUAUCCGAUCAUCAUUCAACCUCCCAAAGCUCCAUUCUUUCCGACACUACGUUACGAUGAUUCGAAUGUUCGGAACCACUGACAAUUAUAACACUGAAUAUACAGAACGACUUCACAUUGAUCUAGCGAAGGAUGCAUACCGCGCGACAAAUCACAAGGACGAAUACAUGCAAAUGACCCUCUGGCUCGAGCGACGAGAGAAGAUGCUGUGGCACGAUAAAUUUAUUCAAUGGCGUCUACACAAUGGUGCUGCCCCAGCUCAUGUCCCUCAAUCGCGUCAUCCCCUACCCCACUCCGACCUUGUAUAUCUGCGACAAUCGAAGCUAACAAAAAACCCAUCUGUUAAACGGGUGACGUUUGCGUCCCUAGCUGAGCAGUAUGGUGCUGUACAUUUUCAAGCUGCUGUGGCUCGUUUCGUCGUGCAAGUGACACAGCCUGAUUUGACUGUGAGGCAGUCUGAAGAGGCUGCCUGCCAUGUCAAUCUACCAUUCCAGUCAGUUGCGGUAUUCCACAAGGUCCGCUAUAGUACUGUGGGUGAUGAUGGCAUGCUAAACAAUGUCACCGUUGACGCGAUCCAUGCGAGACCUGCCCGACGUGACUGCCACAACAGGAAAGUUCCAGCGAGGUUUGAUACUGCACUUGUAAAUCUGGGCAAUGGCGGAAAAAUGGGUGUUGAAGGAUAUCGUGUUGCGCAAGUUCACGUGGUCUUCUCACUGUCGGCCAAUGUCAAACGUGCACUGUUUGGCAAUGUCAAUGUGCCUGACCACCUUGCUUACGUCGAAUGGUUCACGCCGUUCACUGCACCAGACAUUAACCAUGGAAUGUAUAAGGUUUCAUGCGCACUUUAUGAUGGUGACAGGCAAUCCAGCAUUGUCCCUAUUCGCAAUGUUCGACAGUCCAUUCACUUAAUACCCAAGUUCGGGACAGUAGCUCCACGUGAAUGGACUACGAGCAACGUAUUAGACCGGUGUAGCACUUUUUUUGUAAACAACUUCACUGACCGAGAUGCAUAUGUAACUGUAUUCUAG
This is a messenger RNA of Suillus fuscotomentosus, 2856 nucleotides long. RefSeq lists its product as uncharacterized. The record is from RefSeq and is a predicted model, not a curated record. The transcript has 6 exons. NCBI's taxonomy places the organism in Eukaryota, Fungi, Basidiomycota, Agaricomycetes, Boletales, Suillaceae. The coding region runs from base 1 to 2856 and encodes 951 amino acids.